This is a messenger RNA of Linum trigynum, 4323 nucleotides long. The record is from the annotation of a GenBank genome assembly. NCBI's taxonomy places the organism in Eukaryota, Viridiplantae, Streptophyta, Magnoliopsida, Malpighiales, Linaceae.
AUGAUGGGUAGGGGUCCCGAUGGAGGUUGCGGCUCCGGCGAGAGGCCUUGCCGCCUUAUUUGUAGAGUUACUGCGCCAAACUCUCUGGCCGCUGCCGAACCUGAGGUACCCACCACAAUGGAAAAGAAGACAGUUCAGUCGCUGGACGUUGAUUUCUUCUCACAGGCACGUAAAGCGUUGUGCGAGCGGUCACCGUUUGAUGUUCCUGAAGAACUUCCUGGUUCGGUUAGCUCCACUUCGACUACUUUGCCUAGUGGACUGGCCAGUUUGUUGAUGCAUUCUGCAAGCAGGAAAAAGAACAAGAAGUCACAUCACAGCAGUGGUAAGAAGUCAUCCCGGGCAGGUGAACGUGCUAAAGGAGGGAACAUUUGGGUUGAGACUGGCCAUUACUUUAGGGAUUUGCGACUGACAGAUGUUGAUGCUUUGUUUGAGCUAUGUUCUUCUCUUAGGUCCCUAGAUGCUAGAGGUUGUUUUUCACUUCCAAACAUUGGAAAUGGGACAAAAGAGAGAUUUGAGUCCUGGUCUAACCCAGACAAUCCUGAUACUGAUCUGAAUGCCUGGAUGGAGAACCGAACUGGGAUGGUUUCAGAAAGUGAGUUGCAACAAGAAGGGCAGCAGCAGCGUAUGGAAAUUGAUAGGCUGGCAAUUCAAAUUGAUGCGACUGAGCUUUUGCCUCCUGCAGACAGUAGCUACGUCUCCCCUUCAUAUUUUUCUGGCGGCUUAGGUUGGGUUUUGGGCUGUAGGAACAGAAACUUGUUGACUUCAGAACGUCCGGCCAAGAAGCGGAAGCUGUUAAGUGGUGAUUCUGGGCUGGACAAGGUUUUGAUUGGUUUACCUUGUGAAGGCAACUCUUUAAUAUGUGAUUUCUGCUGCAAGGGCGACUUGUUGAAUGGUUUGAAUAAAUUAGUCGUUUGCUUCUAUUGCCAUACUGCUGUGCAUAGUAAAUGUUAUGGUGUGCAAGGUGAUGAAGGCAGCCCUUGGUUUUGUACUAGAUGUAAGCAGAACAUCGAUGAUAAAGAUAUGGAGAAGAAACCAUGUGUUCUUUGCCCGAAGCAGGGCGGUGCCUCUAAACCAGUUGGUGACCAGAAUGGUAGUUCCAAAGCAGAGUUUGUGCAUUUGUUUUGUUCUAUUUGGAUGCCUGAGGUUUAUGUGGAGGAUCUGGCCAAGAUGGAGCCAAUUAUGAAUGUUUCCGGCAUCAAGGAUACACAUAAGAAAUUAGUCUGUAAUGUGUGCAAGGUGAAAUGUGGUGCAUGUGUUCGGUGCAGUCAUGGAACUUGUAGACUUGCUUUCCAUCCUAUAUGUGCAAGGGAGGCAAGACAUAGGAUAGAGGUUUGGGGAAACUAUGGGCAUGAUAGUGUUGAAUUGCGUGCCUUUUGCUCCAAGCACUCUGGGAUUCUUGAUGGCAAAGACAAUUUUCAAGCUGGAGAAGCUUCUUUGAUUCUAAAAAGGGGCUCUGGUGUUAACAAUAGUUUGGCCAAGCUGUCUCCAAAUAAGCAUCACACGAUCAGUGAAAAUGGAGAUAAAUCUGGAGACUUUGAUCAAGAUGGCCUUGGGUCUUUUGUUUCAAAAGAAAACGUGGAACUUUUAUCAGAUGGGGAUACAUUCCAGAGGAGUAAUCUGUUCACGUCCCAGAGACCUGUUAUUGAGGAUCCUAGCUCAUCAGGCUCUUUAAGUCUUGCCCUUGUGAUGACCAAGUUAAUUCAUCUUGGAGUAAUCAACGGGAAAGAUGUGGCGACAGAGCUGGGCUGCUCACCUGAUUCCUUAACUGCAAUACUUGCGGAAGACAGAUUAGUCCCUGAAGUUUGGUGCAAAAUAGUCAAAUGGCUUAGUAAUCAUACUUGCAUGGGUGCCUCCCUAAAGAAUUUAAAAGUUAAGCUUAAGUCUGCAAUGCUAUCCACGUCUGAGGAGACUUGCGAUUUUUCUGAUGUCAUGAUAGAGCAACCGUCUGACAUGACAGGUACUGUAGCUAUAAAGUCAGUUCCUCCAUGGAGAAAAACAAAAAACAACAUUAAGUUUCACAAGAAUGAUGAAACGCGUUGCUUUUCCGAGGACAUGGUGGCUGAAAAUGGUAUGGGGACUGACUUAAGAGUAGAACAGCUGGUCAAUGAAGAACCAGAAGAUGCAAACAAAGCAUCUACUUCCAUUAGAUUGUUAAAUGAUAGUGUCAGUGAGUUGCAAGCACCAUAUUCGCCCGAACAUGAAGGCAGCAUGAGAGAUUUCUCAGAGUGUGCUUCUUUAAGAAAGGUUGAGUCAACAGAAAGAGAAGGUUCUGGUAUGGCACUAAAGCAGAAGGAAAUUCUGGUGGAGUCUGAUGUUGAUGCACUUCUCCCUGAUCUGAUGAAAAUGGAUGCAUCUUCCAGCACUUAUAUUCACCCUAGUAUCCAUCAGGAACUAAUAAGACUGCACGUAAGAGUGCCCUUCAAUGGUGGAACUAGUGACUGUGAAGGAUUCAAGGAGGUAGAAAUAUCUGGUUUGGAGGCUUCUGCAAAUGUAAACGGUUUCUGUAAUCAUAAGAGCAAAUAUGCAGAGUGCAAUGACAAUGUUUAUGACCCCAAUGGAGGCAGUUCUGAGCAGCUACUUAAGGAUGCUAAAUUGAGAGUUCUGUCUCCAGCAGAUGAAGUUGAAGGAGAAAUAAUUUAUUUUCAGCAUAAGCUGCUCAGUACUGCAGCUCAGAGGAAGAACAUGACGGGAAAUUUGGUUUGUAAUCUAUCUAAGAGCAUACCGAACGAGAUUGAUGCUUCAAGGAAGCAAACAUGGGACUCGGUGCUUGUUAAUCAGUACAUAUUUGAACUCAGGGAAGCAAAGAAACGGGGAAGGAAGGAGAAGAAGCAUAAAGAAGCUCAAGCUAUUCUUGCUGCUGCAACUGCUGCUGCAGCUGCUUCGUCCAGAACUUCUUUCCUUAGGAAAGAUGCUUUUGAUGAGUGCACAAUUAAUGAGAAGCUCAAUGUUUCCAGUGGGAGGCCUGGCUUAUCGUCUCAGUCAAUUCCUUGUCCAGAAGGAACACUAUCAAGGGUGGCACUUCCAAGGAUCUCAUCUGACAAAUAUUCUGAUUUUGUUCAGUCGGUUCCUAAAGUUUCCAAAGAGCAUCCUAGAUCAUGUGAUAUUUGUAGGCGGCCUGAGACAAUACUGAACUGUAUCGUAGUGUGUUCCAGUUGUAAGGUUGCAGUUCAUCUGGAUUGUUAUCGCAAUGUCAAAGAAUCUCCAGGUCCAUGGCACUGUGAAUUAUGUGAAGACUUGUUAUCAUCCCGGAGGUCUGGAGGUCAUUCUUUAAAUUUCUGGGAAAAGCCUUAUUUUGUUGCUGAUUGUGGUUUAUGUGGCGGUGCAACUGGGGCUUUCCGGAAAUGCAUCAAUGGUCAGUGGGUCCAUGCCUUCUGUGCAGAGUGGUUGCUUCAGUCAGUGUUCAGAAGGGGUCAAGUAAAUCUUGUUCAAGGAAUGGAAGAUCUCCUAAAACGGCCUGAUAUCUGCUGCGUGUGCCGUCGUAAACAUGGUGCUUGUUUACGGUGUAGCUAUGGGCAUUGUCAGACUACAUUUCAUCCCUCUUGUGCAAGAAGUGUGGGUUUUUAUAUGAAUGUCAAGUUCCUCAGUGGCAAGUUUCAGCACAAGGCUUACUGUCAGCAGCAUAGUUUGGAGCAGAGAUUGAAGAGGCAUGGCGUUGAUGAGUUAAAGAGCAUCAAACAAAUCAGGGUUGAAUUGGAGAGGUUGCGCCUUCUAUGUGAAAGAAUUAUCAAACGUGAGAAGUUAAAGCGGGAUUUGGUGAUCUGCUCUCAUAGCAUACUUGCCUCCAAAAGGGACCAUACGGCUCAUUCUGCUCUUGUCCAAAACCCUUUUUUCCAUCCUGAUGCUAGUUCAGAGUCAGCAACCACAUCCCUCAAGGGAAACACGACAGAUGGUUAUAGUGAUGCCGCAAUUCAGAGAUCGGAUGAAAUCACAGUGGACAGUGCUGCCUCUGUCAAGACACGGCUCAAGGUCACCAUGUCUACUGAGACCAAGCAGAAUACAGAUGAGAACAGUCUUACUUCCCAACAUACACUCAACAGCAAUAGACCAAUACCGAGGCUGCAAUUUGCUGGGAAGCAAAUCCCCAGAAGAUCUGGUCUCCAUGUUCGUAGUCUAUUAGAUGAAGUAGACUCGACUUCAAGAUCAAGGAAGCGUCUAGAAACAUUGCAGAAGGAGUUGGUGAUGACUUCUGAUCAAGCAAGCAUGAGGAAUCAGCAGUUACCCAAAGGUUAUUUUUACAUUCCAGUAGAUUGCCUUCCAAAGGAGAAGCAAACAACAAUCGACGACCAGGAAGCAUCAUGUCCUGGUGGACCAUUGCUACCGUGA